UCGCCAGCUCGCCCCGGUCGCGAUCGCCGCUGGCUCGCUCGACUCCACUGAUAGGUAGCUUUGCCUUAUCGUCAGACGAGCGGGGAAAGCCAAGGACGCAGCUAGCGCGCCAGCGAGACCGCGAGAGCGUAGCAAACUAGGCGAUGGAGAUGGACGGCGACGACGACGGCGACUUCACCUUCCCCACCGUCGCCGCGCUGCCCGCGCCGGGAGGGGGGCUCGGCGGCGGCGGGGACGGCGAACGGGCCGCGGCGGCGCGCGUGCUGCCCUACCACCAGCUCCCGCUCCCCGACCUCGCCGCGGCCACGGCGUCGUCGUCGUCCCCGCUCUGGCCGUUCGCGGGCGCUUCGAAGGCGGCGACGGUGGCCGCGGACGAGGAGAGGAUGGACCUGCUGUGGGAGGGCGCCACGACCACCGCCGCCGCAGCGCCGGCGCCACGGUCAGCACGGAGCGGCGGCGCCGGGCGUGCGGAGGCGGAGCCGCCGAAGCCGAUGGUGCCGACUCCGGAGCCGCACCGCGCCGGGGCGGACGGAGACGACAAGCGGCGCGCCGCGGCCGUGGCCGACGCCGAGAGGAUGGACAGGCUGUGGGAGAGCUUCAACGAGGAGCUCCUCCUGCUGCGGCGCGGCCGCACCGAGUCCGCCGGCGGCGGCGGCGGCGGCAGCGGCAGCAAGGACUGGUACCUCUGCAGCUACCCGCCGUCGGACGGCUCCGAGGAGGGCACGUCGUCGGCGUCGUCCCCCGCGGAGCGGCGGCGCGGGUACGGGUGCGCGCCCACGAUGCUGCGCGCGUCGUCGCGCGCCGGCGGGGCGGGCCAGUUCUGCGGCGGCAGCCCGCGCGGCGCCGGCGGGCGGCGCCGCGGCGGAGGACGCGGGGCCGCGGCCGGGUGGGCGCUGCUGCUCAGGCUCUUCCGGAGGCUCUUCGCCGUCGACAGGGCCACCACGGCGCCCCGCACCCACGCCACUAUCUACGUGCCGUGACCAUGAUCGAUGCUCCUACUGUGUACGUACGUCCAAUUUGCAGAGAAUUUUACGUACGGCAAUUACAGGUUUCUUUUCUUGGUCAGGAAAAAGCUGGAAAUUAGCUAUAGGUCAUGAAGUAACAGUACUUGUCAGGAUGUAGGCAGGAGCGGGCCGGCCUGGUUGCCUGCAACCGCCACCCCGCAAAAACACUUUUCCAAACACCUGCCACAGCCCGCAUUUUGCAAAUAGACUUCAAAUGUACAUCCCGCCAAACCUGGUGGGUUCUGCAGGCCAGCCAACCUUCCUUUCCCUUCCCUUUCCCUUCCCUGUGCAUCUGGGGCUCGGGGCGACGAGCAGACGCAUCGGCAUCGCGCCUUGCGCGCCGCCGCCGCCCCCCCUCCCUCCUGCUGUCCGCGCCUCCUCCCUCCCUCCUGCAGUCCGCGCCGCCCCCUCCCUCACUCCGGCGAUGCAGAGCUCCGCAAAAUCCACGGCGCCGCCCUCCCUCCCCAGCAGUCCGCGCGGCGAAAUUCUUAUGGAGUUGGCAUCACAAUCUAUACCUGAAGAAGUUGGGGGCUCAGGUGGCGCACCUUUGAUCAGCUCUUCAGCAACGAAGCAUAAAAAGCUUCCUGCUAUGGGAAAUCAGAAAAGGCACAUGGUUGCAAAGCGGGCAGAAAUGAGUCAAAAGAAGCAAUCGGCUAAAAAACGAGUGAAGUCUCCUGCAAUGGGAAAUCAACAAAAGUCUCCUACAGGCUCUCCAUUAAAGAGGCGUGCAGAAAUAAGUAAACAGAGGCUUGCAAAGCGGCUCAAGCCUCCAAUGGUGGGAAACAAACAAGUGUCUCCACUAGUGACAGGUUCUCCAAUGAUGAGGUUGGUUGUGUCACCUGUGGUGAUGGGGCCAAGGUCGACAUCACGCAGCCCGACAAGUCUUGUAUUGGAACCACAUGCUAGAUGAUGAAAAAGGUGAUUUUGUUGGCACCGCAGUUCGUGAGGUCUUGUGUUAACAAAGGAUACAUGAAGGAUGAUUACCUGUGCUUUUUUGUUAGGCGUGCAACAAGGACGGUCCAUCCACAGUAGAAUUUUGGAUUAAUCAAGCAUUGUAGAUGAUGAAUUAAGGCUGUGUAGACGAUGUCAAUGAUGUUUGUUUUUAGUGUAGAUGGUAACUGAACAUGCGUCAGUGGAGUAUUGCAUAUUUGUUCUUCCCAGCUCUGAGCUCUGAGCUCUGUGUAGACGAUGUGAAUUAAGGCUACUACUCUACUCACCA
This is a messenger RNA of Panicum virgatum (switchgrass), 2223 nucleotides long. RefSeq names its product translation initiation factor IF-2-like. The transcript has 3 exons. Bases 144 to 980 code for a protein of 278 amino acids. The record is from RefSeq and is a predicted model, not a curated record. NCBI's taxonomy places the organism in Eukaryota, Viridiplantae, Streptophyta, Magnoliopsida, Poales, Poaceae.